Molecule: messenger RNA, 559 nt
Organism: Ctenocephalides felis (cat flea)
Lineage: Eukaryota; Metazoa; Arthropoda; Insecta; Siphonaptera; Pulicidae
Product: V-type proton ATPase subunit e 2-like
Exons: 3
Coding region: 101-358 (85 amino acids)
Biological process (GO): proton transmembrane transport
Cellular component (GO): plasma membrane proton-transporting V-type ATPase complex; proton-transporting V-type ATPase, V0 domain
Molecular function (GO): proton-transporting ATPase activity, rotational mechanism
Source: RefSeq, a predicted model, not a curated record
UGACUCCUUCUGUCAUCUGACUGACAGCCACACAAUUUACUUGCUCUACAGAUAAUUCUUUUUCACCAAAAAAUAAUAUCUGUAAUUUACCUCGUUAAUAAUGGCUGCUUCAGCAAUUCCCUUUAUUAUUUUCACCGUCCUUUGGGGUAUAGUGGGUGUCGUUUUACCUUUUAUAGUGCCAAAAGGACCAAACAGGGGGAUUGUGCAAGUCGUUUUGAUAUUGACAGCAGCUUGUUGCUGGCUCUUCUGGCUCUGCUGCUACAUGGCCCAAAUGAACCCCCUAAUAGGACCCAAACUACACCAGAACACGAUUUUAUUGAUGGCAAGAGAAUGGGGAAAUCCAAUCAGCGAUUUGUAAUUUAGUCAACCAACAUUCCUGAAUAUCUUCUGAUAUAAAAUUUCAUACUGUGUGAUGAUGAUAAAUGAAGAUAAUAUGAUUUACAUUUCACAUAAAUGUGUACAUAUAAUUUUAAGAACAAGUUAUUAAUUUGCGUGUAUUGUUAUAUAGAUAUUUUAUGAGAACUAUUUCGUUUGUAGCAAAUAUAUUGUGUUCCUGAGA